CCCACACCGGCCCUUCCUGAAUAAGAUUGCUCACCCCUGCAAAAGUAAAAUGUUUGCGUGCAUGUCUCUGUGUGAAAGAGUGUGUGUGCAAAUGUGCGUACAGCAUGAAACAUUUAGGUCGUCUCAGGCUGAGGCCAUGGAUUGAGGAACAAAUCCAGUCUGGGAAAUACCCAGGCGUACGCUGGCUUGACCAGUCAGCAAAAGUUUUCCAGAUCCCUUGGAAACAUGCAGCUCGUCACGGCUGGAAUAUUGACAGAGACGCUACGCUGUUCAGGAGUUGGGCCAUGCAUACUGGGCGGUACCAUCCAGCCAAAGACAAGCCGGACCCAAAGACAUGGAAGGCUAAUUUCCGGUGUGCCCUAAACUCCCUGCCUGACAUCAGUGAACUGCGGGAGCAGAGCAAGAAGAGAGGCAACAACGCCUACAGGGUCUAUAGGAUGCUGCCCAGCAUACCAAAACACAGGCGCAGGAGGGGUAACAAGACACUGCGGUUGUCCAAAAGGUCCAGAGACAGACAGACAAGUACAGGAGUGGUUGGAGAACCCGACACGUACAAUGCAUACACCUUACACACCUCACAAUCCACUGCAACAAAACACUGUUCAGACACAAUAAACAUGUUUAACACAACCCACGCUUCAAUGUUGAGUGAGCACAGUAUGAAGAUGGGGAUCCCUGCAGAGGAUACAUAUGGCAAUACACGAGCACACGAGCUGUGGGAGACCAGGCCAGAGGACCAGGAGCAGACCGAGGCUGUUUUUAAGCUAGUGGACCAGAUGAGCAGUGCUGAGUACUGGAACCACGGUGGAGAGCAGAGAGGAUGCCGAGCGAGCACAUUCAGUGACCACUGGCAAUACGGUAGUGAAGACUUCCUGUAUAACCUACGCACAGACAGCUAUGUGCACUGUACAGAAAACCAGGAUUCUGUUGGUCAAUAUGAUAUCAAGGAGCUCUCUGACUGGUCAACACUUCAGCAAACACUGACCCCAUUACUCUGUACUGAAAAACAAACGCCAAGCCUCUUGUUUAGUUAAACAAGAGCUCAUUCUAUUGAACAGUAUCACAAAUAUAACAGCAAAAACAAAGCAUAUUUCUUAUUGGCCUAUAUUGCUGACUUCUUACACCAGUCCACCUGUCUGUCUGUUCAUCCAUCGACUAAGCUAAUGGUUGAAAGCGGGAAGUAAGAAGGUAAAUGGACAGGUACUGCUCAGUCUGAGAGUCAGACACUCAAAAGCAAACUGAAAAGGAGAUCCUGUUCCAAGCCAAGCUUCGCCAUGGUCCACUGUCACAUACACCACACCAACACCAAACUCAGACCACUUGUAGAGCAGCUAGAUCUCAUUUCACUGGUCACAGUUUUGAGGAAAGACAGUUAUUGUUCUACCUUCCUUGAAGUUUUAUGCUUACCCCACCACAUACACAGUGAAAUUAUAUCUGCAUUAAUAAACUGCACAGGAGUGCAGUACACAAAAACAGGCCCUUCGCACCAAAGUAGAUGGUAGGCUGCAGGGGAAUACACAACAUACUGGCAUGCCCUCUUGACUUAAACAAUGUAGCUUUCAUUGGAGCGUCACACGGUAAUUUGAUGGUCUUUCAAAGCAAUUUCGGUGUUGGGAUUCUGACCAAGCUGUUGCUUUGGGAGAUUUGAGUUCUUGUUUGCAGUGUAAACAUAUUUUGAACCCUCUUGCAAUUAAGAGUUGGCCAUAACAUUCUCAUCAUCCUGUUGCCCAAAUGCAGUCAAAAUUAUUGGAACUGCCCAGAGAAGGUAAACUUGUGUACAAGUUUGCAUCUCGCCUUAGUGCAUAUGUCCACAUCAACUGGGAGGACAGAGACUUAUAAUGACAAAAAUACAUCAGCAGAUGAUGGUGUGAUGUGGUUUUUGGAAAUUUUAGCAUUAUAUUUAGGGGGGGUUAACUUAAAUUACAACUUAUCUUAUUUACUUAAUUAGAUAGGAUAGUGAAAAACCAACUGAAGGGACUGGAGGGAGAGAGAGGCAACAGAGCUCGUUGCCAAAUUUGAUUCCAUGAAUGUUGCACUUGAGCCAAAGCCAACAUGAUAAGUGACAACUGGUGGGCCACCGAAACAUCCAAUUAUGACUUCUUUCUGAUUUUUAACUGGUUAUAUUGAUAUAAUAUUGAAAUAGCAAAUUGUCACACUAAUUAUUUCUAAGAACAGUAAUUCAGUAUUGCACCUAGCUUCUAAGUAAAACAUUACAACCAAAUGUUUGUCCCGAGACCUGCUAAGAGCUGAAAAGUUCAUAGACAAAGACAGCCAGAUACCAAGGCCAUUCUGUUACAUGCAUUUCCUGCUGAAGUUUACAAACAUGUUCAUUCAGUACUCCCAGAUGUUUUUUCAAUAAAUAUUCAAGAAGAAACAUCCUCCAUUGUGUUAACUUUUGUGGGAAUGUGUGCUAACACUCAGUCUAUUACAACAGACUGGGAGAAGAGCAAUCCAACAGAUAAACAUUUUUCUCAAAGGGGGAAUGAGCAAAUAAAGCCUUCUCAAGCUGCACCAAAAUAACUGCUCAUGUCUCCCCUAAGUGAAUAUUUAUCAAAUAUAUACCAUUACAAAGUGCAUUUAUAGCCUCAAAACUUAAGCACCCAUGUGCUAGGAAUUUGUACCUAGUUUAGGUCUGGCUCAGCUACGUACCCAAGUAACAGGAAGAAUAGGACAAAGUAACACAGAAUGCACAAAUACAUACCACAUAAAACAUAGGCUCUAUGUUUCUGCACAUAGUGCAAGAUUUAUUAAGCAAAAACAUUUCAGUUGCCCCACACUGAAUUAAAAGCCCUUCUUACAUGUAGGCCUUAGUUUUUGACAAUCCCUUUGUAAAGUAAAAAUAAAUAUUCAAAUGUUUUCUCACAAGCAAACACAUGCAGAGUGGUGGGAGUAUGAUAGCAUAAGGCUAGCCUGGUAAAACACACAUGUUAACAGACAGAUAGGUUUGUGCACAGUUGUACCUCGAUGACCAGACAGGCCAUCCCAAAUUCUCCUCUCUCCCCAACCAACAUGCAAACUACACCCUGACUGAAACAAAGGCCUUUUUUUUUUUGAGACAAAGUGUUGUAUGAAGGCUUACACAAAGGCUUGUAAUUCAAAGAUCUCUUGAUACAUAAAUCAAACAACACAUUCACAUAUUGCAAAACAAUUAUAAAUAAAUAAACAGAAUGGACUCUGCCAUGUCAUCAGAAUAGGAGUCUCCAGCAUCUGUAAUACUGCUGUCUUUUAAUUUCUCUGGCAAAACGGCAAUGAAGAGAACGCAC
Messenger RNA from Lampris incognitus (smalleye Pacific opah), 3263 nucleotides. RefSeq names its product interferon regulatory factor 1a (gene irf1a). Bases 105 to 1034 code for a protein of 309 amino acids. Gene Ontology annotation, molecular function: RNA polymerase II cis-regulatory region sequence-specific DNA binding; DNA-binding transcription factor activity, RNA polymerase II-specific. Gene Ontology annotation, cellular component: nucleus. Lineage: Eukaryota; Metazoa; Chordata; Actinopteri; Lampriformes; Lampridae. The record is from RefSeq and is a predicted model, not a curated record. Gene Ontology annotation, biological process: regulation of transcription by RNA polymerase II; immune system process. The transcript has 7 exons.